Metarhizium robertsii ARSEF 23 is the source of this 288-nucleotide messenger RNA. Its product is annotated as Hydrophobin 2. The transcript is spliced from 3 exons. Gene Ontology annotation, cellular component: extracellular region. The record is from RefSeq and is a predicted model, not a curated record. Lineage: Eukaryota; Fungi; Ascomycota; Sordariomycetes; Hypocreales; Clavicipitaceae. The coding region runs from base 1 to 288 and encodes 95 amino acids.
AUGAAGCUCCUCGCUGUCGCCGCUCUCCUUGCAGGUGCUGCCAUUGCUGCUCCCACUUCUAACACCGGCGGCGGUUCGGUUUGCCCUUCUGGUCUCUACAGCAAUCCCCAGUGCUGCUCUACUGUUAUUAUCGGUGUCAUCGCCCUUGACUGCAAAUCCCCUAGCGAAGUCCCUCGUGAUGGCACGGACUUGAGGAAUAUCUGCGCGAAGACCGGACAGAAAGCUGCAUGCUGCGUAAUUCCUGUUGCUGGCCAAGCCCUUCUCUGCGAAACCGCGCCGGGCGCUUAG